AUGAACUGGCGACAUGCUUUACAGCAUUUUGGAGGCUUGGAGGUCCUGGUCUGUGAAUGUUUGUGUGCUCAGCGGUUUGUCGGACUCACCAAACGUUUCCUUUUCUUUCCAGCUUUGUUUUUCCUGCAGCUUUACCACUCGCCUUUCUUUGGCAACGUCAACAAGCCUGUGCUGCUUCCCAAAUCUGAACUUGUGGACAGAGCUGUUAAAGUCCUGGACCAAAUGACUCCUUACGAUACUCACAAAAUUGGAGUUGUGUACGUCGGAGAAGGACAGAUCAGUAAUGAAGUUGCCAUUUUGUCCAAUGUGUAUGGCUCCCUUAGAUAUGCUCAGUUUUUGACAGGCCUUGGAAAACUGAUCUAUCUGAAAGACUGUGACCCUGAUCAGAUAUUUCUUGGAGGACUGGACCAGUAUGGUGAUGAUGGGGAGUUCACGUACUGUUGGCAUGAUGACAUCAUGCAGGCCAUAUUUCACAUUGCUACCCUGAUGCCAAACAGAGACUCUGAUAAAGGAUGCUGCAACAAGAAGAGACACAUUGGCAAUGACUUUGUCAUCGUUGUCUAUAAUGAUGCUGGCGAGGAGUAUAAGCUGGGAACCAUUAAGGGCCAAUUUAACUUUGUGGAAGUGAUCAUCAAGCCUUUGGACUACAGCAGUAAUCUAGUCACACUUCAGUGCCGAAGAGAUUUGGAAGGUCUUGUUGACACAAGUGUGGUGAAGAUUGUGUCCGACAGAAACUUACCUCUGCUGGUACGGCAGAUGGCACUGCAUGCCAACAUGGCUUCCCUGGUUCAUCACCACAGAGCAAAUCCUUCUGAUGCCUACCCUUCCAAGUGGCUGGCAAGACUGAGGCAGAUAAAGAAAAUCCGAAUGCGGGCGCAAGAGGAAAUGCAAGCUCGGCCAACUCCCGGAAUUUCCCUGGUGCAUAACAAAAACACUCAGCCGUCAGGGGGCCCUGGAGCAGAAGGCGGACAGAGGAAGCGGUUGGUGUCCACAGUUGACGAUUUCACAGACUUUGUUUGACACACAAGUGCACCUUGUCCAAAUUUUCUAUUUAAAGAAAAAAAAAAUACAUUGAAGGAAAAAGUGA
Molecule: messenger RNA, 1087 nt
Organism: Erpetoichthys calabaricus (reedfish)
Lineage: Eukaryota; Metazoa; Chordata; Cladistia; Polypteriformes; Polypteridae
Product: tuberin-like
Biological process (GO): regulation of cell cycle; regulation of small GTPase mediated signal transduction; negative regulation of Wnt signaling pathway
Cellular component (GO): cytoplasm; nucleus; TSC1-TSC2 complex
Molecular function (GO): GTPase activator activity
Source: RefSeq, a predicted model, not a curated record